GGCUACCCGAGGCUUGCUGUCCAAAUGGGUUUGAUGCCGGAAGCGGCCAUAUUUAAACGAUUUGGAUUCCUUAACGCACAGAACCUAUUAUACAUGCAAGCCGAACUAGCCUCGUUGGAAAGACAACUGCGCACUCUCCAAGUUGAAGAUGCCAAAGCGGAUAGUAGAAGGUCCGCCUAUACCAGAAACUGGUUCUUUCUCAGCCACCCAAAUAGUCAUGAAGGAGGCAGUGAUGACCAAUGGCGGCUUGUGAAAAAAAUCCGUCGGAAGCUUAAAAAAUACAAUGAAGCCCUGCUUCAGCAGAUCAAGAUAGUUUCCGUAGAACCCCCUCGUAAGUCUGAUCUUCGAUACAUACAACAAUACCUCAAAAGUCGCGACAUGCAAGAAGGAUAUUUGCUUGGCGAUGACGCAACACUAUGGGGACAAGAUUUGCCCGACGACAAGACGGAUCAUCAAAAACAACGCGAAGACGACCAUGGCAUAGACCUUCUAGCUUUGCUGCCGCGACACAAUGAAGAUUACUUCUCGAAAAUGGUAACGGAGAACUUGAUACAAAAGCUGGUUGACUUGAACCAAGGGCGGAAACCCUCGACUAGGGUGAAGUUGAAAAGAUUCGAGGACGACAAUGUCUUGCGAUGGACGUUUCUAGUGGCCGGCGUGCUCGCGUCGGCAUUGCCCGUCCUGUCUAUUGGUAUACUCUAUGUUGCGAAGUCGCUGAAAGUCCGGAUAGGGCUUAUCGCGGUUUUCAAUGUUGUCCUUUCCUUUUUGAUGGCCGUGUUGACCUCUGCGAGCCGCGCUGAGGUCUUCUCAGUUUCAGCAGCA
Molecule: messenger RNA, 822 nt
Organism: Aplosporella prunicola CBS 121167
Lineage: Eukaryota; Fungi; Ascomycota; Dothideomycetes; Botryosphaeriales; Aplosporellaceae
Exons: 2
Source: RefSeq, a predicted model, not a curated record